AUUGCAAAAUCUGUAAUUUACGUGCCUGCAAUGUGGGUUAGGGCCUAAACUAGCACACAGAUACAUAUAUAAACACAUAACGAGACAACAAAAUAGACACAAAUUCACACAUGCCAGUUAAAAGACUGCAGCAACAACAGCAGCAGCAGCAACAACAACAACAGCGAAAAUCUCAUAGUGGGCAAAAUGCUUGGGCUGCAAGGGAAAAAACUAACGGCAUAAUGCAACAUUAAGCAAAAUGCUGCUGCUGGCCCUGCUAAAGCUAAAGCAAAGCCCCAACCAACAACAACAACAACCACCAGCAACAACAACAACAACAACAGUCGUCGUCGUCGUCGUCGCUGGAGAGUCAGAGUCACCGUUACCACGUUACGUUGCUGUUGCCGUAGCCGUAUAAAAUGGAACCCUCAUAUGAUCACGAACAUCCACAUCAUCUGCUAACAAAUUACAACGCUAAAAAGUAUCCGCUGGUGUCGCGCACGCCGGAGUACAGCCACUCCACGGUGGGCAGCGAUUAUCCGGAGCAUGGCAGCUACUUGAACGACGGACGAAUGCUGCACGAUAGUCCCAGCGAUGGCAUCUACCAUGUGCGGCAGGGCAGCGAGCACUCCUCGCCCAGUCUGCACUCUCCGGCCAUACAAACAUCGGGCUAUGAUAAUGAGCACAGUCACAGUCACUCGCCGAUGGUGUCCAGUGGAUAUGGCGUGACUGGCACUGGCGGCGCUGCAACGCUUAUAAGCAGCAAUAUACCGUUGCUGGGAGGUGGCAGCGGCACGACGGUGCUGAACAAGUUUCUGUCGCAUCCGGGUCUGAUGGCUGUGCAGGAGGAAUGCGUGGAGCCGGCGGCAUCCAUGUGGAGCUAUGACUACAAGGGCGACAUUUGUGCGCCCAACUGCGGCUAUCUGGAGCGGCACAAGGCGCUGCCCCGAGCUGGCGGCAAUCAGUCAAAAAGUGCCAAAGAGUCACGCAUACGCCGGCCAAUGAAUGCGUUCAUGGUGUGGGCCAAGAUCGAGCGCAAGAAACUGGCCGAUGAGAAUCCCGAUUUGCACAACGCAGAUCUAAGCAAAAUGUUGGGCAAAAAAUGGCGCUCGCUAACGCCGCAGGAUCGUCGUCCGUAUGUGGAGGAAGCGGAGCGUCUGCGUGUCAUACACAUGACCGAGCAUCCCAACUAUAAGUAUCGCCCACGCCGACGCAAGCAGUCCAAGCUGCGCACACUGCAGCCGGGCGGCAAGGACAGCACCGCUGAUUCCCCAGCCAGCGCCAAAGCUACGCCCAAUAAGCUGUCGGCAGCAACGCCGCCUUUGACCAGCGCCAGCUACAAUACGCCCACCGAUGAUAGCCGCAAUUCGACGCCACAAAAUGUGGGCGCGCUCUAUGAGCAGCCGCUUAAGCCCAGCUACUCGCCCAGCUCCGUAGAUUGCUACAGCAAUGCCGAUAGCACGGAGCAAAUCGAAGCGCUGGCCGCCACUUGCAACGAGGCGCAGGCAGCAGCCAAUCAAAGCUACGAGAGCUCGUUGCUGUUGAAGAAACUCACAAAGCCGCCGGCAAGUCGUGCCAGCAAAAAGUCCAGCAAGGCAGAGGACAAAGCCAAGGCGACGCAGCAGCAGCAGCAGCAACAGCAGCAGUCAACAAACUUGUAUGCCUCAUAUCCCUUGGCCAGCUCGGUAGCAGUAGUGGCCGCACGUGGCAUGUAUGUGACUUGCAACAAUCGCGGGCUCUUAGAUCAUGGACACUCUGUCAAAGGCACUUUCUAUCCGCCAGUGUCCAGUGCGGAUGAUGAAACGAACAGCAGCAGCAGCAGCAAUUUACGCGCCAGCAACUUGUUGCAGCAGCAGCAACAACAGCAGCAGCAACAACAACAGCAGCAGCAGCAGCAACAACAUUGCAGCAGCAGCAGCAGCAACAAUAACACAGAGCUCAACAGCUAUACGCUGGCCAUGAGCAUGAACGAGCUGGGCGGCGGCGGCGCUGUGAGCAACGAUUACCUGCCACAAGUGAAUGCCAAUGCGUAUGGAAUGCAGUAUGAGGAUUUUCUGCGCUACCAGAGCAACGAGCUGGACUAUGAGCAGCAGCUGAAGGAGAGCACCGAGAAGUGCGCCAAGUAUCCGGACACAAAUCAAAACUACGAUGACUAUGAGGCGGAGGCAUACAACAAUGCCAUGUUAACAGCUGCAGCGCCGCCACAUCCACCACCGCCCACUAGCAGCAGCUACUAUACGCAGCUUCCGUAUACGCACUUCCCGCUGCAGCUGGCGGUGCCGUUCCAGCAAAGUACAAGCGCUAGUGGCUCCUAUGCCGCCGCGCAGUCCAUGCAGAGCACUUAUCUGCCCUAUAAGCAUACUAUUAUGAUGCGAAUGUACUGCCGCAGCAGCUGCUCCCACAGCAGAGCAGCGCUACAGCCACAACCACAACAACAGCAACAGUGGCGCCACAUCUGGCCAUGCAACAUGUUCAGCCGCUUACGCACCCGCAUGCACACACGCAUCCACAUCAUCAUGCACACCAUCAUUUUGCAGCCAAUGGCAAUGAGUUGCUCUUUGAGAAUCCUCCGCAGCAUCAGCAUGCGCAGCCGGGACGCAAGGACGACGAGAUUAGCAACAUCCUGGCGGGCGUGCGCAAGACCUGCUUUAGCAAUUGACCCUUGGCGGGCUGGCGUCUGUAUUCCGGAUAUUGUUAAAUUUGCGCAACAUUGGUUUAGGUUCACUUAAGCUUAAUUACGCUCUCUUUUUAAAUUGUACAUUAAAUGUAUGUAGCUUGCUUUUUAACAUUAAU
Drosophila busckii is the source of this 2772-nucleotide messenger RNA. It is a transcript of the gene Sox15, whose product is annotated as putative transcription factor SOX-15. Gene Ontology annotation, biological process: regulation of DNA-templated transcription; anatomical structure morphogenesis; cell differentiation. Lineage: Eukaryota; Metazoa; Arthropoda; Insecta; Diptera; Drosophilidae. The record is from RefSeq and is a predicted model, not a curated record. The coding region runs from base 399 to 2708 and encodes 769 amino acids. The transcript has 3 exons. Gene Ontology annotation, molecular function: DNA-binding transcription factor activity, RNA polymerase II-specific; RNA polymerase II cis-regulatory region sequence-specific DNA binding.